Molecule: messenger RNA, 2101 nt
Organism: Tigriopus californicus
Lineage: Eukaryota; Metazoa; Arthropoda; Copepoda; Harpacticoida; Harpacticidae
Exons: 7
Coding region: 464-2089 (541 amino acids)
Source: RefSeq, a predicted model, not a curated record
UAUAACAAUGUGGACUGCCACUGUCAAAAUAUUCCAUAGCUAAAUUUGCAGCUUUUCCCGACAUCAUUCGUGGAUGUUAAAAGUCAAAAAGCAAAAUGGUGAAAUCCAAUGUUGAUUUAGACCACGGGUCCGUCUAUCUUGGUUGUCUUCACUUCUCUCAAUCUCUGAACCAUUUGGGUUGAAGUGUGAAUUUUCUCCAGGCAAGCUAACAGCCGAUUCCCUCUCACCAACUCUCGGAAUGGUUGUUAUGUGGGGUGUUGCACGUAAUCCACAAAGGAUCCGUAAUGCACACUCAUCCACUCACAGCAUUCAGUGAAAACAGUCAUUUGGCAAGACCCAAUUUCGCUUUGAACUCCCUCACCUCCACCCUAAAUUGAGUACCACAACCAUUCCAAGAUGGGCUUGAACGCGUAAGUAGUUCACGUCAACGACUCACCGAAGUAACACCGACACUACGACGAAUAUGGAGAUCGAAAGUUUCCCUACCUGGUUGGUUCUGGCUUUGGCGACGAGUCUGGUUUUCAUCCCGGACUCCAACGGCUUGGAACAGAUCAAAGCCAAUUUGACGACAGAGGAUCAGAAGGUGAUAUCAUUGAGAAUCCCACCGGAUCUCAGGGAGUUCCUGGCCAGUCUGAGGCCACCAAACCGCUCGAGACAGCCGCGAUAUCACGAUGAUAACGAGGGUCGACCCGUUGUUCGCCCGACCAUUGGCAAUGAUAUCAUUAUCAUUGACAACGUCAUGCAUCGACCCAUUGAACCCAGUCAAGUGAGGUUAUUCAUGGAUGAUGACGAGAAUGACGCGAGUGUUUUAUCCGUGGACUCCAUGUUAGAGAUGAACAACAUGAAUGAUAUGGAUAACAUGAUGGUCGAUUUCGAGGCGAGUGAAAGGUUAGUGAGUGCGAGGAGAGGAACGAUUGGUUUGGUCCGUGCUCAUUUCUUGAGGCUCAUUUCUAGCGAGGAUGACAUGCCCGGGAUCAAUUUGAAUGGUGAAGAAAUAUCGAGUGCGGCCGAAAUUCGACCGGGAGUGUUUAGCUGCGGCCAUCAAACGUCGGAGAUGUUCAUCAACUUCAUCAAUCCCAACUACCCCGCACACGAUUCAACGACUGGGAGCUGUCAUUUCCGGAUCUUAGUGGAAAGACCGGAGGUUUGCCAGCUCAGAGUGGAUUUUGUGGACACGGAAAUGCUCACUCCGCGUCAAGGCAAUUGUGCGGAUCAAUUUUUGGUCGUGGGGGGGGACAUUUGGCCCACGGGAUUGGACAAAUUGUGCGGCAUCAACACGGAUCAACACUUCUACCUCCAUUUGGACCGGGAACGUGCCAAUCAAGGAAUUGACGAUGAAAUCAACGUCGACUUCACCAUCACCACAGUCAACAGUAAACCCUACAAAUUUGGGUUUUGGGUGACUCAAGUGGAUUGCUCAUCUCAGCCCAUCAUCGAAGCUCCCGCGGGAUGCACUCAAUACUUCAUGAGCUCCUCAGGCACCCUCAAAACAUUCAAUUUCGAAGGGGUCCAAUAUUUGGCGAAUCAAAAUUACCGCGCAUGCUUCCGAACGACUAGAUCGAGUUGCUUCAUGAGCUUUUCGGCCGAUACCAGUCAAUUCGAACUCAGUUUAUUCAUCAACCCAGAUGUCCGAAGAAGUCUAUUCUCUCGGAUCAGUCGUCGGAACAUGGAUCCCCGGCGAUUCUUCAACCGUAAUCAAAACCAGAGAAGUCGUGCUUUGUCCGGUGUGGGGGCCAACGAAUGUGGUCUGGAUUAUCUACUCAUCCCGGGAGGAAGACCAAAUGCCACCAAGAAUUCGGUGACGUUGGAUCGAUUUUGCGGCGGAGAACUGAACUUUGAGAGCAAUGCCGAGAGCAGUUCUACGAUCUACAGUGAUAUCUCCGGACCCAUUGCCUGGGUUCAGCUGGUCACAGCCCCGAGGAAUGACUUCACCAGGAACUUAUUGUCACAACCUCGGACCCGAGUCAUGAACAACUUCAACCUCUUUCGUCGUCGGACAUCCACGACUCAAAGAUCUGAUUUUGAAAAUACUGGCGCCGGUAUACGACUGAGAUAUGCUCAUGUAACGUCGUGUGAUUCAAAUAAAUGAAUAAUUCAUGAA